This is a messenger RNA of Thermothielavioides terrestris NRRL 8126, 1801 nucleotides long. RefSeq lists its product as uncharacterized. Lineage: Eukaryota; Fungi; Ascomycota; Sordariomycetes; Sordariales; Chaetomiaceae. The coding region runs from base 94 to 1710 and encodes 538 amino acids. The transcript has 2 exons. The record is from RefSeq and is a predicted model, not a curated record.
GUCAACCUCAAAAGCACUACAACUAUGUAGUCCCCGUGCUGGGUCAGCCCUGCUGGCUUCCUCUGUCAGAAUGCAACGCCCGUCUUCUCCCCAAUGUGCAGAGUCAAGGAAGGGAGAGUCACGAAGCCGGGCAGCUCUGGCGGUGGCGGCGCCCCGCCGCGACGGCGAGGCCGGCCGGCCAUCGACUGGACUCGCUCGCGGAAACGCCGGUUGCUCAGGCUGUACCUAUGCACUCCCGAGUCGGAGCUGUCGCUGAAGAAGAUCCUCGCGCUCCUGUCUGAAGGGCCUUUCCAGCCAAAGCCGCGGCAUACGCAGUGUCUCCUGAAUGACAUGCUGUCUAAGUCGUACCGUCAGAAGAGACCCAAGAACCGGGCGGUCAUGGCGGAACGGUUGGCCUAUCUGCGGUCCAUCAGAGACGGGAGGUUCCAGAUAGGACCGCACGCGGCUCGCAAGCAAGCGGUCGCCAAGGACUGCGCCAUCCUCCUGAAAUCCAACCCGGGCGGACGGAAGGCGCACAAUGUGCAGCUGGGAGACGCUAGCGGGGAGGCAGAGGAUCCCGACUCCCCCGGCUCGCCGACGGAUCAGAGGCCGGACACUGCGUCCAGCCCCAGCCGCAGAUCCCUGGAUAUGGGCGAGCCGAGGACCUCCCUGGAGGGCGCGGACACAGACGAGGAGGCACCUUCGCCCGAGUUGUUCAGGAACCCGUGGUCCACGUCCGAGGACGUCCGGGGCGAGAGAAUCGACUUCCUGAAGGAGCGAUGCCGCAGCCGGUCGUCCUCCUUCCUGGCCGAUGCGGCAAGCCUGUUCAGCGGCUUGUCCAUCCGAUCGGGCCUUUCACGCUCCUCGAGCGGAUCGUCCCGUCGGAGCUCCCGGUCGGUUCCGGGCCGUUCUGAGCCGUCGGGUUCUGCGUCGCUCGCCGACUGGGAUACAGACCGGCCGUCUACCGCCGUGUCCCUCACCGCGAGUCACGCAUGGUCGGGGGAGCUGCACCUGUCUCCUCUCCCCGCGGACUUGGCCUCGCCGCCAGCGGCGUGGGCAGACUGCCAAAGGGCAGCAGGCUCGUGGAGCCCGCAGCAGAGCAACUCUCAUACGCUCGAGAACCAGGAGCUGGUGCGAUUCUGCUGCGGCCAGGCGACGUGGUGUCUGCAUCAGCGCAUCUACGCGGUUCUGACGUCCGGCAGUCCGGCAGAAACCUUCGCCUGCACCGCGGCCGAGGUGGACACCCGCGACGGGCUGGGAAACACGGCGCUGCACGUCGCGGCGCGAUGGGCCGCGCCGGCGCCGGUCCUGCUGCGCAUCGCGGCGGUCGCGUCGUUCCCGGGCGCGGCCAACCACCGCAACGAGACGUUCCUGCACGUGCUGGACUCGGGCGCGCUGGCGCCCGGCGAGCUGGCCCACCUGAUCGAGUUCCUCGCCAGCCGCGGCGGCUUCGACUUCACCCACCGCGACGACGCGGGACGCAGCUUCGUCGACCGCCUGAUGCGCCGCCCGACCUUCUCCCUCGCGUCCCUGGAGGCCAUCUUCUCCCGCCUCUCCGAGCCGGACCGGCUCGCCCUCAUCCACCGCCACCGCCUCCUCGACGCGAUCCGAGCCCGCUUCUUCGGCCAGGGCGCGGCGACAACCCCCGCCCUUGCACAGCCCGCCGAAGCGGCCGCCUCCUACACCGCCUACUUCCUCGCACGGUACGGCACCGCCCACCGCGCCGUGUGAAUGCCUGGGCCCAGACGGCGCUCGAAUGUGGCGGUUGAGGCGAUGGCGGUGCCUCCUGCGGAAGGGUGGCGAGGCAUGUGGGCGUGGUGUU